Molecule: messenger RNA, 3296 nt
Organism: Siniperca chuatsi (mandarin fish)
Lineage: Eukaryota; Metazoa; Chordata; Actinopteri; Centrarchiformes; Sinipercidae
Product: claudin-4-like
Exons: 1
Coding region: 1948-2505 (185 amino acids)
Biological process (GO): cell adhesion; bicellular tight junction assembly
Cellular component (GO): plasma membrane; bicellular tight junction
Molecular function (GO): structural molecule activity
Source: RefSeq, a predicted model, not a curated record
UUUAAAUCACAUACUAUAAGUAUUUUGAUACUAUUAAAAUUUAGUCUUCAGAUUGUCAGCACAGUUUUAAUGUAUCAAGAUUCACUUUAGAAAGUCUGGACAGCCAAAAACAUGGAAUGCAAUUGCAAAUCGGAUCCAAGCCACAUUUGGAGGUGGUUUAAAAUGCGUUUUUUUUCUUUCAAUCAAUUCCUACAGAUGUGUCUCACUCUGGCCCAUUGACUGUACAGUCUAUGCUGUGACUGCUCAUAGCAUUUCAAAGUGUAUUUUGCGACACACGUCAAAUCCAGAGUGACGGAAGUGCAUCCGCGUGACUCAUGUGACUGAGCAGAAUCCAUGCUGUUUGCUGUGUAGUACUCUGUCACUGAGUUUGUCUGGUGCGGCAGCGUUCUGCACCGCAACUUUACAACGCUAUUGUUUGAGGGCAACGUAAUGGAUCUCCAUAGCUUAUCUAGUUACUGAUGGCUACGUCAACACCACAGCAACUCAUGCAGAUAGGUUGGUGAUGUCUGGACGCACAAAUCCAACCUGAUCACUUACUUAAAUAACAAUGCGGACAGUCUGUCUUAAAGAUCCUAUUUGCCUGCAGUCUGAACAAAGCUUUCGUGUUGACAAUUCUUGUUAAUGAUCCAGCUAACUGUGAAUGAGCCUGUGCUUUUUGCAGGUACAGUUGUAGAUUAACUUUAAACCAGCUUUGAAGAACACCAGGAAAUCCAGGCUUGUAUCAAAUCAAACAAAGCAAGCUACUGUAAUUCAGAACAGGGUGCAUGAUGCCCUCACUUCACUGAGCAGCUGGUUUGACAUUUGCGCAUCUUUAUUUUUCCAGUGCAAUAUUUUUAUUUGGUCUGUGUUAUUUUCAAAUUAAGAAUUUGUUUUGGUUCCAAUUCAACCUCACAUGAACAGUAUGCCCACUAAAUAUGAAGCUACAGUUAGCUUAGCUUAGCAUAAAGUCUGGAAACAUAUGGAGACAGCUAGCCUGGCUCUGUCCAAUGGUUACAAAAUCUGCCUACCAGCAUCACUAAAGCGCACUAAUUAAAAUGUUAUAACUUGUUUGUUUAAUUUGUACAAAAACUUGUAGUCUUGCCAAGAAGUCUCCCUCAUAUCCUCCCAUCAAACAAUGUACUGAUAGGUGGAGUUUGUUACCGUUGGACAAAACCAGACUGUGUCACUGUGUUCCAGUUUUUAUGCUAAGCUAAACUAACCGGCUGCUGGCUGUUGCCUCCUAUUUACCAUAGAGACAUGAGAGUGGUAUCGAUCUUCUCAUCUAACUCGCUACAAGAAAGCAAGUGGUUUAGAGAUUAAACAGUUCACUCCAGUAUUCAUGAAGUUUUGGACAGACAGUAGAUCUGAUUCAUCUGCAGUACAUUUCUCAAACCAGGAUGACACUUUCUUUUCAGUAUUAUAAUCAGUGCAGGGUUUUAAACUCUGCUUUAAUUUACUCUUUCUUCCCAUCGAUGUGUGUUUUUCCCCCCGCAGGCUCUGUUCAGGUAUGAUGUUUUGUUCUAAAAACAAACUGUUAGAAAGUUCAUGCAUUCAUGUAAUAUGUCAGGUUUAAAAGGAUCCUUAUAUAAAGUCUGACCUGAAUCUAUGUGAAAGCUUUCCUUUUCUGGAAAUGUUUGAAAUUAGUACUUCAAUCCUUUUAAAAUUUGUGAACAAAGCAGUUUUUCAUGCAUGAACAGCUUUCUCCUCCUAAUUAUUCAAAGUGAGCAGGAAUCAGGACAAGCAGGAAACCUGAUCCACGAACUAGCAGAGUCCCCUCCCUGUUGCUCUUCCCUCUCACACCUGCAGUGCAAAACCAUGAAGCAAAAUACAACCAGCAGCUUUUACAGCUGAGCGAAGGCUUGUGAUAAAAAUGAUCUUCAGCUCAACUGAAAGUAGAUUUUGUUGCUGUCUUUGACUUUGUGGCAAACUUCAAAACCUGCCUUGGAUUUGUUUUGUUUUUUUGGCAGAAUGCGGACUCAGCUCGUUGGUGUGUGUUUGGCAAUCAUCGGCUUUCUUGGCACCAUCCUUAUCUGCGGACUGCCCAUGUGGAAGGUGACUGCUUUUAUCAGCAGUAACAUCAUCACCGCUCAGGUCUUCUGGGAAGGUUUAUGGAUGAAUUGUGUGAUCCAGAGCACGGGUCAAUCGCAGUGUAAGGCCUACGACUCCAUUCUGGCUUUACCACAGGAUCUGCAGGCUUCCAGGGCUCUGAUCUGUGUCUCCAUCACUGUCAGCGUGGUGGCCAUCGGGCUCACUGUGGUUGGAGCCCGCUGCACCAACUUCUUUCGUGAAGACUGGCUGACCAAAGCUAAUGUUGGCAUGGCUGGAGGUGUGGUGUUUAUAUUAGCAGGGAUCCUGUGUAUUAUUCCUGUCAGCUGGUCAGCUUACAGCAUCAUCACAGGUUUCUACAACCCACUGACCAGCGAGGGGAGGAAAGGAGAGCUCGGGGCUUCCAUAUAUGUGGGCUGGGCGUCUGGAGGGCUGCUCAUCAUUGGAGGAGGGGUUUUGUGUAGCACCUACAGAUGCUGAGGACGAGGAGAAGAGAGAGGAAGAUAGUACACGAUGCCAUCUAUCAAUUACUGUAGCUGAAAAGCAGUAAUGUGUUCACUGUGAUGGACUUUCUUUGUUUAAGUCUUUGAUUAAAGCUCCCUUUUCAACCUAGUUAAUUGCACUAUACUCACAUUUUACAACAAAUCAGUUCCAAAUUUGUGUAAAAUAUUAAAAUGUGUAGCAUAUUGAAGUGUACAGUACAUUGCACAACCAGGGCAUGGGUUUAUGGUUGUUUUUAAAGUGAAGAAUUACAAAAUGAAGUCUGGUUGAGCUAAUAGUUGUAUAAUGUGAAAAAAAGAUGUUUAAUGCACAGAUCUGAGUUCAUGUGAAGUGUUUUGGUAUGCAUGACACAAGUUAUAAAAUGCUGCAAGAAUAAUCAGUUUUUAAGACCUUUAAAGACCAUUGGUGUCAUGUUUAAUCAUAAUCUUAAACAGUAUUUUUUUUACUGGCAGUGUGGUGAGGAAAUGUCUCUUUGUUUGCCUGGUAAACAAGGCAGUUUUACUUUAGGAAUUUCAGACACAACUUUCAGGAACUAGAAUUAGACAAAUAAAUCAGCUAAAUAAAAAAGUUAUUAUUAAUCGUUAUUACUCUAGUUGUGAACGAAGUUGAAUUGUACUGGAAACAACUAAAAUGUCUCUGGUCUCUGAUGUUUUCCAUCUGUUUUCCUCAGUGUUGAAUAAUUGUCAAGUGGAGGAAACUAUGAAUGUUUGUAUCUUUGUAUCUUAAAAAACCAAUAAAUUCACUUUGUAUAUUUGUGUUUUUGUAAAGAA